Molecule: messenger RNA, 3089 nt
Organism: Felis catus (domestic cat)
Lineage: Eukaryota; Metazoa; Chordata; Mammalia; Carnivora; Felidae
Gene: DNAJC18
Product: DnaJ heat shock protein family (Hsp40) member C18
Exons: 10
Coding region: 412-1461 (349 amino acids)
Biological process (GO): cellular response to misfolded protein
Cellular component (GO): endoplasmic reticulum membrane
Molecular function (GO): Hsp70 protein binding
Source: RefSeq, a predicted model, not a curated record
GGCUGCCAUGGACACUUAAUUCAGCUGCUUAUCAUACUGGACUAAUUAGGUCAAGAACAUGAGUUUCACUCUAGGUAACUCAGUUGAUGUCUCCAUUCUAAGGCCACAAACUUCCCCCUGACUCUGGACAAUGUCCUGCAAAUAUGAGCUGUUAGUCAUAAGCCUCGGGCGCCGGGGAGGCUCGGCCGACUUGCUGAUUGGGGACCGAUAUGGCUGCGACUCUGGGCAGCGGGGAGCGCUGGACAGAAGCCCGCAUCAGGACCCGUAGGCUGACCUUUUCCAUCCUGCAGUCAAGCAAAGAGUGUUGAUUCAAUACCUAUUAUGUGCCCAGCAUUAUGCUGAUUGUGCAUCAGGAAUUUGACAUCGAUUUGGGCCCCUGAGAUCACAGAACUCUGAGUCCACUGAGGGAGUAUGACAGCUUACAUUGAUGCAGUUAGAAGAAACAAAUACCCAGAAGAUAGACCUCCUGAAAGUCAUGACCCCUGUGGUUGCUGUAACUGCAUGAAAAUGCAAAAGGAAAAGAAGUCUGAGAAUGAGUGGAACCAAACCCGGCAGGGUGAGGGGAGUGCCACUUACACUGAGGAGCAGCUGCUUGGGGUACAAAGGAUCAAGAAAUGCAGAAAUUACUAUGAAAUUUUAGGAGUGUCUCGAAAUGCCAGUGAUGAAGAGCUUAAGAAAGCUUACCGAAAACUUGCCCUGAAAUUUCACCCUGACAAGAAUUGUGCUCCUGGAGCCACAGAUGCUUUCAAAGCCAUAGGAAAUGCCUUUGCAGUCCUGAGUAAUCCUGACAAGAGACUCCGCUAUGAUGAAUAUGGAGACGAACAGGUGACUUUUACGGCCCCUCGAGGCAGACCUUACAGCUAUUACAGGGACUUCGAAGCAGACAUCACUCCAGAAGAACUAUUCAAUGUCUUCUUUGGAGGACAUUUUCCUACAGGAAACAUUCAUAUGUUUUCAAAUGUGACAGAUGAUGGUCACUAUUAUCGCCGGCGGCACCGACAUGAGAGGAUGCAGGCACGGAAGGAAGAAGAAGAAGAAGAAGAAAAGCCUCAGAAUACGUAUUCUGCAUUUAUUCAGUUACUUCCAGUUCUGGUGAUUGUGAUUAUAUCUGUUAUUACUCAGCUGCUAGCUGCUAAUCCCCCAUAUAGUCUAUUCUAUAAAUCGACCUUGGGCUACACCAUCUCUAGAGAAACACAGAACCUGCAGGUGCCUUACUUUGUGGAUAAAAACUUUGAGAAGGCCUACAGAGGAGCCUCUCUACGGGACCUGGAGAAGACAAUAGAGAAGGAUUACAUUGAUUACAUCCAGACAAGUUGUUGGAAGGAGAAACAACAAAAGUCGGAAUUGACAAAUUUGGCAGGAUUAUACAGAGAUGAACGAUUGAAACAGAAGGCAGAGUCACUGAAACUUGAAAACUGUGAAAAACUUUCCAAACUUAUCGGCCUACGCAGAGGUGGCUGAGAGGAUGAUGGCCCUACACAGGGUCGGGGUUUUGCUACUUGUUACUAUUUAUGUUCCUAAUUCCAUUUUAUAAUACAAAAUUAAGAAAUGAUGAACAUUUUACAACUUGCUAACUUUGGUGGGCAGAGUUGAAGGCACUUGAGCAUGGAGCCAGACUUGUCAUCGCAGAAUCUUUCCUGGGGAUUGGCUCCAGGGGCCAUGAACAGUUCAUCUAAGUUGAAUUAACGGCAGAGCGUUUGAUGUAGUCCCCUUGCUCCGUGCCUACCCUGCCUCUAGGAUUGGGAUUCAGGCAUCCCAGUGCAGAUCUACAUAUUCUUCCUCCUUCCCUUCUUCAGUUAAAUCUCAAUGCCCAGCCAUUCCUAGGCGUAGCCAAAGCAGCUUAAUAUUAGUUGUUUACAGUGUGCACGAAGAAUGAUCCCUCUCCCCUCAUGAAAGUCAUCAUGUCCCCUAGCAUUCCGCCCUUGGAACAUGGGGCCACCAUGCUUGCAUUUUCUAAGGGGAAUGUGGAGAGAUGUCAGCUAUUACGGACAAUAGUUUUCCCAUUUGCCUAUCUCUGUUCAAAGUUACUAGCAUUAGCAAACUGCCUGAUUUGAGUUUCUUUUACUUCCUUAACCCUUUCUCUUGUCGAGGGUCCAGAAAGUAAACGCUAUUGGGUGAAACAGUUCCAUGGACAACUCAGCAGCAGAGAGCAGGGGUACGGGAAUAAAGGUAAAAAUGCAAGACUGAGUUUCCUCUUGCAGCAUGACAUUUGACCAGAGUCCCUCCACCCCAGAGAAGUCAGACCUAAGAAUAGGCAUUGCCAGCCAACCAGGAUGGUUGCUCAAGCCUAGAUCUAGAAGGGAAACACCCUGUUUCUGUGGCUUUGGAGGUCUGGUAUUGGUCCCAAGCAGCCACUGUGUUUAACCCAAUGCCCUACAUUUUGUUAUAUGAGAUGCUUUGCCAUGUAGUCAACAUUUAUUGAGUGCCUGGUAUGAAGCAGGGGCUCCCACAUACAGUUUCUUACUUUAGCCUCCUCAUAAUGCUGUGAAGGAGACAUGUUACCCUCCCCCCCCCUUUUUUUUUAUGAAAAAGAACGUUGGCCCAGAGAGGAUGAAUGGGUGACCCAGUCAUACAAUUGGUAGUGGCAGAGCUAGGCUGAUUAUCCAGAAGGAAGUGUGAGAUCAUUCCCAUUUGUCUGGUGAUUCUAGCCAGAUUGUUAAGGCAUAAUCUUAGGAUGCCCUGGUCCCCCCUGACACUGUAACCCUGUAUCCUUUUUAUGGCAGUCCUGCAUUCAUUCAGGACACUUCUUCCUUGGUCUUUAGAAGCAAGACCCUCUCUAAAAUAAUUCUGUAUACAAAGCAGAAUAGCCACUCAAAGGCAGGUAGCCACUCCCACUGAUGACAAGGAAGAAGUAAGCUGUUUCCUUGGCCUUGUGGUUCUGGGCCCUCUUGUCCCUCUUGGGCCCUCUGGGCCCUCUUGGCCCUCCAAACCCCACUGGAACAUGGGAUCCCUUAGCCUGGCCAAGGUGAGCUGCCAGGAUUGAACCGCCUAGAUCAUUAUGAAUCAGAACCUGGAAAAUCAGUAGGUGACUGUACUCUGGACUCCAGGAUGAAAGAAAAGUUCCCUUAUUAAAACUGAUUUCCAAAGUA